Trypanosoma cruzi is the source of this 3132-nucleotide messenger RNA. RefSeq names its product trans-sialidase, putative. Lineage: Eukaryota; Euglenozoa; Kinetoplastea; Trypanosomatida; Trypanosomatidae. Bases 1 to 3132 code for a protein of 1043 amino acids. The transcript has a single exon. Gene Ontology annotation, molecular function: exo-alpha-sialidase activity. The record is from RefSeq and is a predicted model, not a curated record.
AUGCUCUCACGUGUUGCUGCAGUGAAGGUACCCCGCACACACAACCGUCGCCGCGUGACCGGAUCCAGCGGAAGGAGGAGGGAAGGAAGAGAGAGUGAGCCGCAGAGGCCCAACAUGUCCCGGCGUGUGUUUACUUCUGCGGUGCUGCUCCUAUUUGUCAUGAUGAUGUGCUGUGGCAGUGGAGCUGCGGCCGCUGAGCAGGCAGGGGCCGCUGUUGAUCCUUUUAAAGGGACGACGCCGAUAUCAUUUGCUAAUUGGAAGGAGUUUAAGGAUGCCGGCAGGGAAAUCACCUCGCUCCGUGUUCCUGGCCUCGUUAAAGUGGGUGAUGAUGUAUUUGCCGUUGCUGAAGCGCAGUGCGGGGAAAGGAAUGGAGCCGGCAGCUGUGCUGGGAUUGUCUCAAAGCACCUGAAUAUAAGUGAUGACUCAAUGGAUAUUUCGACGUCGGAUAUAAGUUUGUUUUGCAUGCAGCUUGUAGACACCGCCGCGAAUAAUUUUGGGACAACGGAAUUGUUGCGGCCAACGACACUUGUAAUUGGGGAGAGUGUCUACAUGCUCCUGGGAAACUACAGUCGUAAAAAGCAGCAGAUUCAAGGUACGAAUGAGCCAGGCCUUUUACUCGUGAAGGGAACUGUCGCUGAAGAAAAUGGAAAGAAGAAAAUCAGAUGGAAUGAGACCCAUGUGAUGAACCCUCAAGCCAUACGAUAUUCUGGUUUCUUGACCGAGUUAAUUGGCGGUGGAGGAUCGGGUGCUGUGAUGGGUGACGGCGCGCUUGUGUUUCCCAUGCAGGCCAAAGGCAAGGAUGGAACGAGAGUUUUGCUCUCUAUGCGUCUCCCCAAGUCGGAGAACAAAUGGCAGCUUUCAUACGAGACGCCUGGUAAGGGCUGCAGGGAUCCAACCAUGGUGAAGUGGGAAAAAUACGAAUACGGCGAAGAACUCUUCAUGAUGGCUCAUUGUGCUGGAGGCUACUAUGACGUUUACAGGUCCAUUUCGGAUGGAGUCAAUUGGUAUCCAUCGGGUCAGCCAAUUACCCGCGUGUGGGGCAACUCACACAAUCGAACAGGGUACGGCGUCCAGAGUGGAUCCACCACCGCAAUCAUUGAGGAAAAGGAGGUGAUGCUCGUCACCGCGCCGGUGUAUGCGAAGGAGGACAAUGGAAAGGGUCGGCUUCAUCUUUGGGUGACGGACAAGGCACGUGUGUAUGAUGUUGGGCAGGUAUCUCGUGAGGAUGAUGACGCAGCCGCGAGCUCGCUGUUGAUGAAAGAGAAGAAUAAGGAGUUGAUUUCACUGUACGAGAACAAGAAGGACGGAUCAUACAGUCUUGUUGCUGUGCGUCUGACCGAGAAACUGGAGCGGGUAAAGGAAGUGGUGAAGAAAUGGAAGGAUUUGGACGGCGCCUUGCAAUCCUGCAGUUUCGUUUCCAGUAGCACUGUUGACGCGCACAAAAAGGGUAUGUGCAAUGGUCGUGUUCCCACGGAUGGGCUUGUUGGCUUCUUGUCCGGUAACUUCUCUGAUAACACAUGGAGGGACGAGUACCUCGGCGUGGACGCCAUUGUCCAUGGGUCAGCGGGAAAAAGGAUAGAGGGUCCCAAUGGACUGACGUUCAAAGUGUCCGGAGCAUGGGCGGAGUGGCCUGUUGGCGACAUGGGGCAGACUGUGCCGUACUACUUUGCGAACAACAAGUUCACUCUUGUGGCGACGGUGUCCAUCCACGAGGUGCCGAAGGAAGACAGCAGCCCCGUCCCCUUGAUGGGUGUGAGGAUGAAUGACACCAGCAGCACGGUCCUCUUUGGUCUGUCGUACACCCAUGACAGGAAGUGGUUGGCCAUAGCGGGGAAUCGUGGUGAUGCGGAGUAUUUUGAUUAUUGGGAGCCAAACAAGACGUAUCAGGUGGGACUGCGAAUGGAUGAUGAUGAUGAAUGGACUGUCUUUGUAGAUGGAAAGCAAAUCGACCACAAGAGCUAUGAUAAGAGUCUGUUUGACUCGCACAGGAUCUCACACUUCUACAUCGGUGGGGACAGUAAGCACCAAAGUGCAACGGGCGGCCACGUGACGGUGACCAACGUCAUGCUGUACAACGAGAAACUUUUUGGAAGUGAACUGGAUGAACUCCAUGCCAGCAAAGUCAAUAUUCCAUCACUUGGUGCUGAGAAACAACCCACAGAACAGGCGGCCAACACGGGCGCUUUGGUUGCUUCCGAGUCAAAGAGUGAAGGGAGCGCCACCAGCCAUGAGGAAUUGAAUGAGGAUGAUACUGAAAAACAAGAGGAAGAAAGCGCCGAUGGUGUGGUGCUUGCACCGCUCCUUUCAACGUUUGCCGGGGGAUCCUCUGUUUCCGAACCUGCCACCGCAACGGAGAUCGCAGGGAACUCUCGUCCAGAGGACAAUGUCCAGCUUUCCGAAGACAAAACGUCUCAGCAAACCACGCCGCAUGAAGCGAAGGAAUCGAUGCAACGGGAUUCAGAUGUGCAGCCACAAGACCCACAGUCAGAGGUAUUGACGGAGGUCGCUGAUGUUGAAGGAUCCGCUGAAAGUUAUGAUACACAACAGCCAGAGGAGGAUGAAGAGGCGGAUGGCAGGAGUGGCGGAUCAGUGUCUCCAGUGGCUGUAUCAUUGAGUAUGGACACUGCCACUGCACCAGUGUACGGUGAGCACCAAGUGCAACAAAGCACUGAGCCUUCCACUGAAAAUGACGACGUGCGGUCCACUGGAACCGGAACCACCGGCGCGGAGGAAAGCCUCAGCCUCGAGGCGGGGGGCAGAAAUUCCGAGGGAACAAUGAGCUCAGACAGCAGCCUCACUCCUUCAAAGAGUGACGCCGAACCGAGAUCCGCGGAGGACACCGACAACAUCUCUUGGACUGAGGGGGCUGAAUUUUCUGUUGAGGACGGCAAGGAGGUGCCACAGACGGUCGACACCGCACCGGGUAACACAAGCACCACGCCUGGGGAAACCAAGAUCCCAUCGGAGUCCAACGCAACAACCCCCUCGGACACUGACAUUUUGCUUGAGAAGGGGCAUUUGGGCGAGUUGGCGGCCAUGUAUCUAAUUGGUGACAGCACCGUGCAUGGAUAUGUGUCUCGGGUGUUGUUGCUGCUGCUUCUGGGGCUGUGGGGCAUUGCGGCUCUCUGUUGA